Messenger RNA from Ostrinia nubilalis (European corn borer), 534 nucleotides. RefSeq names its product protamine-like. NCBI's taxonomy places the organism in Eukaryota, Metazoa, Arthropoda, Insecta, Lepidoptera, Crambidae. The transcript is spliced from 2 exons. The record is from RefSeq and is a predicted model, not a curated record. Bases 142 to 534 code for a protein of 130 amino acids.
GAAUGACAGAAGACUUUCUUUUAUCAACAGUCACGUCAACUUUUUAUACAUGUUUUGAAAAAUUGCGUUAAAUAUUUUUUAAGUGUUUUAUGCUAUUUAUCCCAAUGGGUACAAUGUUAUGGUCGUAGAAGCGGAGGCAAAAUGUCACACAACGAAAUACUGCAGAGGCAGGAGCAGAACACCGCCAAGCUGGUGAUGAACACCUUCUACAAGGUGGCCGGCACUGAUGGCGUCACAGCAGACGAAAUCACAAGGUACCUGCAAGAGAAAUUCGGCGAUGUAUGGCGGAUGAACGCGUUGACGGGCAAAGCUGAAGAGACGCUAAAGCGCAGUGCGGCUCUGGGUUUCCUGGACAGGCUCGGCGACCGGUAUGUGGCGAAGAUCGCCCGCGAGAUGGGCUGUUGCCGGCGUCGCCGCAAGCGCCGGCGCAGUUGCCGCCGGAAGAAAAAAAGGCGUCGCAGCUGCCGCCGACGCCGCCGCCGUCGCAGCCGCCGCCGCCGCCGCAGGAAGCGCUCCUGCUGUUGCGGGAAGUAG